Daphnia carinata is the source of this 2264-nucleotide messenger RNA. It is a transcript of the gene Dus3, whose product is annotated as tRNA-dihydrouridine(47) synthase [NAD(P)(+)]-like. Lineage: Eukaryota; Metazoa; Arthropoda; Branchiopoda; Diplostraca; Daphniidae. The record is from RefSeq and is a predicted model, not a curated record. Gene Ontology annotation, molecular function: RNA binding; tRNA dihydrouridine synthase activity; flavin adenine dinucleotide binding. The transcript has 8 exons. The coding region runs from base 168 to 2063 and encodes 631 amino acids. Gene Ontology annotation, biological process: tRNA processing.
UUCUGUAUUUCCGCAGUAAUUUUGCGACAUGCUGUUUUUUCCGUAACACACUACAGUUUCCCGUGUUACACGUGGUUCUUAUCCUAGGUGACCAAGUUAAAAUUAUACUAGAAUAAUUGAUUGUUUUCUAAUCGUGAGAAUAAUAAAGUAAAGAAAAAGAAAAUCAAAUGGAAAAAGAAAUCAAUCAAGCAGAAAGUGACACAAUAAAAAAAGAAAAUGAAAUUGGUAAUAGUGAGCUGAAUGUCAAGAAAGAAAGAGAAAUGGAUCCAAAUGAGCUUGAAAUAAAAAAAGAGUAUUUGCUGAGCAUCAGAGAACGAGUAUUGUGUACAGAAUUACUGUCUGAAAAGGAUCGUGUAUUGAUUGAUGGCUCAGAAAAGUCUAAUGAAAAUGUAGCUGACGCAAUCCAAAAAGGAGAUUUGAAAUCUAUGUCAGUCAAAUUAAAGGGCCAGAACAAAAAUCGUCCACCUCCAAUGAAAUUUGAUAUUACUGAUAGAAUAUGCCCAUCCUUAGUAGAUGUGGCUGUGGAUGAAGAGCCAUCAGCUUGCCCUUACAAUCCCAAUUGUCGUUAUAGGCAUGAUAUUGUAGAGUAUAUGAAAGAAAGAAAGCCUGAUUUAUUACCUGGAGGAUGCCCAAAUUACCAAAAUAGUGGUAGAUGUUCAAGGGGCAUCAGCUGUCUUUUUGGUGAAGAACAUGUAACACCUGAAGGAAGAAAUAAGAAGAACCCUAAUCCAACCUCUCCUGGUUCAGAGUACUACAAUUUCUUAUCAAAGGAUCUCCAAAAGUCUCUGAGGAAGAAAACAUAUAACUUUAAAAAAGCAGAGAACAUUGUAAAGAAGAACAACAAGAACCAAUGUAAGGAAGAAGUCACUGAAAAUGGAAAAGGAAUAGUUGACAAAGCAGAAGCAGAACUUGUACAUGAAGAGCCAGCUGCAAAGAAAACAAAAGUAGAAAUAGGACCAAUUACUGAUGAAGAUAUGAUCCGUUUGAAACCUGAUGAGAAGAAAAAGAUUGACUGGAAGGGCAAGUUGUACUUGGCGCCCUUGACUACAGUGGGAAAUUUACCUUUUAGAAGAUUAUGUAAAAAGCUUGGAGCUGAUAUUACUUGUGGCGAAAUGGCCAUGGCAGAGUCUCUGGUCGGAGGUGGCCAACAAGAAUGGGCUCUGGUGCGCAAACACAAGUCGGAGGACCUUUUUGGAGUUCAGAUCUGUGGCGCAAAUCCCUAUAUUCUUGGUAAAUGUAGCCAACUACUCGAAGAGAACACCGAAGUUGAUUUCAUUGACCUCAAUCUUGGCUGCCCAAUUGACAUGGUUUACCAAAAGGGUGCAGGCAGUGGCCUAAUGCGUAGACGUGGGCCAUUGGAAUCCUCGAUAAAAACCAUGUCGCAACUACUUAAAAUUCCUUUCACUGUAAAAAUGCGUAUGGGCGUUUAUACAGACCAUCCAAUCGCCCAUCAGUUGGUAGAAAAAUGCCGAGAUUGGGGAGUCUCUAUGUGUACUGUGCACGGAAGGUCUCGCGAGCAACGGUACACCCGUCUGGCCGACUGGGAUUACGUCCGGAAUUGCGUCAAAGCUGCAGACCCCAUGCCCAUAUUUGGAAACGGCGAUUUAAUGUCCUAUGAAGACUACGAAAGAGUAGUGGAACAGAGCGGUGUUGCAGGCGUAAUGAUUGCUCGUGGGGCGUUGAUCAAACCGUGGAUUUUCACCGAGAUCAAGGAGCGAAGACAUUGGGAUAUUAGCUCUAGCGAACGAUUUCAGUAUAUGAAAGAUUUCUGCAAUUUUGGACUUGAACAUUGGGGAUCCGAUUCACAGGGUGUUGAGAGGACGCGUCGGUUCCUUCUCGAGUGGCAAUCAUUUGCCCAUCGUUAUGUGCCCGUUGGUUUACUUGAAAGGCCACCUCAGAAAAUGAAUCUACGUCCACCACCUUUCCGAGGUCGUGACGACCUCGAAACGCUGUUAGGCUCGCCCAACGCUGGCGAUUGGGUUCGGAUUUGCGAAAUGUUCCUUGGUCCCGCACCCGACGGGUUCCAAUUCCUGCCCAAACAUAAAGCCAAUUCAUGGAAGUGAGCAAACAUGGACAGUCGGUAUCCACUCGGAAUGCAUUAUUGCUAGUCGAGGCAAGUACUAACGAGGAAUAAAAAAACCAGCCAGUACCAGCCAUUACCGGAUUUCAGCCAUCUUAUUGCACGACACCGCAGCCAUGGCCUUUAUCCUAAUCCUUCCAUAAAUCUCAUAAGUGACACCAAUAAAAUAAUAAUAAUAAAAAAA